Messenger RNA from Mandrillus leucophaeus (drill), 4352 nucleotides. RefSeq names its product tyrosine kinase 2 (gene TYK2). Gene Ontology annotation, cellular component: cytosol; cytoskeleton; membrane. The coding region runs from base 484 to 4047 and encodes 1187 amino acids. The record is from RefSeq and is a predicted model, not a curated record. Gene Ontology annotation, biological process: peptidyl-tyrosine phosphorylation; cell differentiation; cytokine-mediated signaling pathway. NCBI's taxonomy places the organism in Eukaryota, Metazoa, Chordata, Mammalia, Primates, Cercopithecidae. Gene Ontology annotation, molecular function: cytokine receptor binding; non-membrane spanning protein tyrosine kinase activity; ATP binding. The transcript has 25 exons.
AAAAAAAAAAAGAACUUCCAAAGGUGACGCGCGAGGAGAACAGACCAGCUGCCAAUGGGCGUGCGCGUUUCAGGCGGCCAAUGGGAGGAGGCGUCUCGGCGGGGGACGUAGUGGCUGUCCGCAGGGGCGGGGUGGGGUCCGGGUUCGAGCUCUUGUCCCCCGGGAAGGGUGAGUCUGGACGCGGGCGCGGAAGGGGCGCGGCCGAAGGUCCUCAGGAAGGAGGCGCGGGGACUGGCUGCGCUAGACAGGCUGCACUUGGAUGGGAGCACCUGGUACCUCGGCACUGCCCCGAUGCCGGGGUCUGUGCUGAAUGUGUAAUAUGCAGAACUAUAUUGAAACAUUACAACCAUCUUUCGAUGGCAACACCCUGAGGACCUCCCUUUUCCAGAUGGGGAAACUGAGGCCCAGAAUUGCCAAGUGGCUUGCUUGAGUUGACACAGGGAGCUCCAGGACUUGCCUUCAGCCGAGCCACCUGCUGGGAGCAUGCCUCUGCGCCAUCGGGGGACGACCAGGGGCAGCAAGCCCGUUGGGGAUGGAGCCCAGCCCAUGGCUGCCAUGGGAGGCCUGAAGGUGCUUCUGCACUGGGCUGGUCCAGGCGGCGGAGAGCCCUGGGUCACUUUUAGCGAGUCAUCGCUGACAGCUGAGGAAGUCUGCAUCCACAUCGCACAUAAAGUCGGUAUCACUCCUCCUUGUUUCAAUCUCUUCGCCCUCUUCGAUGCUCAGGCCCAAGUCUGGUUGCCCCCAAACCACAUCCUAGAGAUCCCCAGAGACGCAAGCCUGAUGCUGUAUUUCCGCAUGAGGUUUUAUUUCCGGAACUGGCAUGGCAUGAAUCCUCAGGAGCCGGCUGUGUACCGUUGUGGGCCCCCAGGAACCGAGGCAUCCUCAGAUCAGACAGCACAGGGGAUGCAACUUCUGGACCCAGCCUCAUUUGAGUACCUCUUUGAGCAGGGCAAGCAUGAGUUUGUGAAUGACGUGGCAUCACUGUGGGAGCUAUCGAGCGAGGAGGAGAUCCACCACUUUAAGAAUGAGAGCCUGGGCAUGGCCUUUCUGCACCUCUGUCACCUCGCUCUCCGCCGUGGUGUCCCCCUGGAGGAGGUGGCCAAGAAGACCAGCUUCAAGGACUGUAUCCCGCUCUCCUUCCGUCGGCAGAUCCGGCAGCACAGCGCCCUGACCCGGCUGCGCCUUCGGAACGUCUUCCGCAGGUUCCUGCAGGACUUCCAGCCGGACAGACUCUCCCAGCAGAUGGUCAUGGUCAAAUACCUGGCCACACUCGAACGGCUGGCACCCCGCUUUGGCACAGAGCGUGUGCCCGUGUGCCACCUGAGGCUGCUGGCCCAGGCAGAGGGGGAGCCCUGCUACAUCCGGGACAGUGGAGAGGCCCCUACAGACCCUGGCCCUGAGUCUGCUGCUGGACCCCCAACCCAUGAGGUGCUGGUGACAGGCACUGGUGGCAUCCAGUGGUGGCCAGUACAGGAGGAGGUGAACAAGGAGGAGGGUUCUAGUGGCGGCAGCGGCAGGAACCCCCAAGCCAGCCUGUCUGGGAAGAAGGCCAAGGCUCACAAGGCAAUCGGCCAGCCGGCGGACAGGCUGCGGGAGCCACUGUGGGCCUACUUCUGCGACUUCCGGGACAUCACCCACGUGGUGCUGAAAGAGUGCUGUGUCAGCAUCCACCGGCAGGACAACAAGUGUCUGGAGCUGAGCCUGCCUUCCCGGGCUGCGGCGCUGUCCUUCGUGUCGCUGGUGGACGGCUAUUUCCGCCUGACGGCCGACUCCAGCCACUACCUGUGCCACGAGGUGGCUCCCCCACGGCUGGUGAUGAGCAUCCAGGAUGGGAUCCACGGACCCCUGCUGGAGCCGUUUGUGCAGGCCAAGCUGCGGCCCGAGGACGGCCUGUACCUCAUUCAGUGGAGCACCAGCCACCCCUACCGCCUGAUCCUCACAGUGGCCCAGUGUAGCCAGGCACCAGACGGCACACAGAGCUUGCGGCUCCGGAAGUUCCCCAUUGAACAGCAGGCCGGGGCCUUUGUGCUGGAGGGCUGGGGCCGGUCCUUCCCCAGCGUUCGGGAACUUGGGGCCGCCUUGCAGGGCUGCUUGCUGAGGGCCGGGGACGACUGCUUCUCUCUGCGUCGCUGUUGCCUGCCCCAACCAGGAGAAACCUCCAACCUCAUCAUCAUGCGGGGGGCUCGGGCCAGCACCAGGACACUCAACCUCAGCCAGCUCAGCUUCCACCGGGUUGACCAGAAGGAGAUCACCCAGCUGUCCCACUUGGGCCAGGGCACAAGGACCAACGUGUACGAGGGCCGCCUGCGAGUGGAGGGCAGUGGGGACCCUGAGGAGGGCAAGAUGGACGACGAGGACCCCCUCGUGCCAGGAAGGGACCGUGGGCAGGAGCUACGAGUGGUGCUCAAAGUGCUGGACCCGAGUCACCAUGACAUCGCCCUGGCCUUCUAUGAGACAGCCAGCCUCAUGAGCCAGGUCUCCCACGUGCACCUGGCCUUCGUGCACGGCGUCUGUGUGCGCGGCCCUGAAAAUAUCAUGGUGACAGAGUACGUGGAGCACGGACCCCUGGACGUGUGGCUGCGGAGGGAGCGGGGCCAUGUGCCCAUGGCUUGGAAGAUGGUGGUGGCCCAGCAGCUAGCCAGCGCCCUCAGCUACCUGGAGAACAAGAACCUGGUACAUGGUAAUGUGUGUGGCCGGAACAUCCUGCUGGCUCGGCUGGGGCUGGCAGAGGGCACGAGCCCCUUCAUCAAGCUGAGUGAUCCCGGCGUGGGCCUCGGCGCCCUCUCCAGGGAGGAGCGAGUGGAGCGGAUCCCCUGGAUGGCCCCCGAAUGCCUCCCAGGUGGGCCCAACAGCCUAAGCAUUGCCAUGGACAAGUGGGGGUUUGGUGCCACCCUCCUGGAGAUCUGCUUUGAUGGCGAGGCCCCACUGCAGAGCCGCAGCUCCUCCGAGAAGGAGCAUUUCUACCAGAGGCAGCACCGGCUGCCCGAGCCCUCCUGCCCAGAGCUGGCCACACUCACCAGCCAGUGUCUGACCUAUGAGCCAACCCAGAGGCCUUCAUUCCGCACCAUCCUGCGUGACCUCACCCGGCUGCAGCCCCACAAUCUUGCUGAUGUCUUGAUUGUGAACCCGGACUCAUCGGCGUCAGACCCUACGGUUUUCCACAAGCGCUAUUUGAAAAAGAUCCGAGAUCUGGGCGAGGGUCACUUCGGCAAGGUCAGUUUGUACUGCUACGAUCCGACCAACGACGGCACUGGCGAGAUGGUGGCGGUGAAAGCCCUUAAGGCAGACUGCGGCCCCCAGCACCGCUCGGGCUGGAAGCAGGAGAUUGAGAUUCUGCGCACGCUCUAUCACGAGCACAUCGUCAAGUACAAGGGCUGCUGCGAGGACCAAGGCGAGAAGUCGCUGCAGCUGGUCAUGGAGUACGUGCCCCUGGGCAGCCUCCGAGACUACCUGCCCCGGCACAGCGUCGGGCUGGCCCAGCUGCUGCUCUUCGCCCAGCAGAUCUGCGAGGGCAUGGCCUAUCUGCACGCGCAGCACUACAUCCACCGAGACCUAGCCGCGCGCAACGUGCUGCUGGACAACGACAAGCUGGUCAAGAUCGGGGACUUUGGCCUAGCCAAGGCCGUGCCCGAAGGCCACGAGUACUACCGCGUGCGCGAGGAUGGGGACAGCCCCGUGUUCUGGUAUGCCCCAGAGUGCCUGAAAGAGUAUAAGUUCUACUAUGCGUCCGAUGUCUGGUCCUUCGGGGUGACCCUGUAUGAGCUGCUGACGCACUGUGACUCCAGCCAGAGCCCCCCCACGAAAUUCCUUGAGCUCAUAGGCAUCACCCAGGGUCAGAUGACAGUUCUGAGACUCACCGAGUUGCUGGAACGAGGGGAGAGGCUGCCACGACCCGACAAAUGUCCCUGUGAGGUCUAUCAUCUCAUGAAGAACUGCUGGGAGACAGAGGCGUCCUUCCGCCCAACUUUCGAGAACCUCAUACCCAUCCUGAAGACAGUCCAUGAGAAGUACCAAGGCCAGGCCCCUUCCGUGUUCAGUGUGUGCUGAGGCACAAUGGCAGCCCUGCCUGGGAGGAUUGAACCAGGCAGUGGCUGCAGACGGGGCCUUCUGCUUCCUGCCCCAGGAUGAAACCAAGAGGGAGACGUCAACCUCACCUACACCCUGUGCCUUACUCCUGUCUGGAGACCCCACCUUUGUGAACUUACUUUUCUUCCAUGGCCGUGAACCUGACCAUGAUUUUGAAGGACCCACGAUGUGUAGGGUCACUAAUCCGGCCCUUGAACCCCCAGCUUCCAAACUUGAGGCCCACCAUUUCCACCAUCUGGUAAUAAACUCCUAUUUCCUCUGCUGGA